AGUCACAUUAUUUUUGCUUUUGGGUCUCAAAAACUUUAGUCUAAAAAAAAAAAGCAUAAAGAAGAGUACUAGGGAGACUUGUUUUUUUUUUAUUGUAGCACUAUUGACAAAAUGUCACCGGAAAAUAGAAACUACUUGCCGGAAUCCGAUGUCAUCGGCCUGAAUUUGAAGGAGACGGAGCUGACCUUAGGGAUGCCGGGUGAGACACGUGUAACGACCGAUACCGGUGUAAAGUUCGGCACUAAACGUGGGUUUUCAGAGACCAUCGAUCUUAACCUUGGUAGAUCAAACGUUAAAUGUCAUGAUAAAGUUUGUGAUGAUGAGUUGGAGAAUGAUGUGUUGGGUGGUGCAACAAAAUCUCUCACAGCAAAGGCACAACUAGUUGGGUGGCCACCUGUGAGAGCAUCAAGGAAGAACGUAAUGAAGAGCUGCAAGUUCAUAAAGGUGGCUGUGGAUGGAGCUCCAUAUCUAAGAAAGGUUGAUCUAGAAAUGUACAAUAGCUAUCAGCAGCUGUUGAGUGCUCUAGAGGAUAUGUUCUCUUGUUUGACAAUUCGUAAUUAUUUGAGUGAGAAGAAGCUUAUGGACCCUGCAAAUGGCGUGGAAUAUGUUGCUACUUAUGAGGAUAGAGAUGGUGACUGGAUGUUAGUUGGGGAUGUACCAUGGAAAAUGUUUGUUGAAUCAUGCAAGAGGGUAAGAUUGAUGAAAAGCUCGGAGGCAAUUGGACUAGCUCCAAGGACACCACAAAAAUGUUCAAGCACAGCUUAGAAAAAGCCUUUCACAAGCAUCCUUGGAAUGAUACAAUUUCAUGUACAUGUACAGAGGCUUUUGCUUUCGCUUUUUUUAGUUGGAAGAGUUUUGAUUAAUUAGGUAGAUAAAGUUUAGUAGAGAAAUAAGAGAGGCUUGCCUGUAAUUAUCUACAAGUUGCAUCUGUAGUACUAGUGCAAUGGAUGCUGUGGGCUUUUUUCUCACCUUUUUUGGGUCUGUAAGUUUUUGAUAGUGAAUAUUAGAGAGUUGGAUUGUAAUACUUUUCACACA
This is a messenger RNA of Quercus lobata, 1035 nucleotides long. Its product is annotated as auxin-responsive protein IAA17-like. Gene Ontology annotation, cellular component: nucleus. The coding region runs from base 112 to 765 and encodes 217 amino acids. The record is from RefSeq and is a predicted model, not a curated record. Lineage: Eukaryota; Viridiplantae; Streptophyta; Magnoliopsida; Fagales; Fagaceae. Gene Ontology annotation, biological process: regulation of DNA-templated transcription. The transcript is spliced from 5 exons.